CUCUCUGUCCACUGCAAAAAACUAGAGAGAGAGAGAGAGAGAGAGAGAGAGAGAGAGGUUCUUGGAGAUUGGUUAAAAUGGGAAGGAGUCCUUGUUGUUCAAAAGAUAAGAGCUUGAAUAGGGGAACAUGGACAGCUAUUGAAGACAAAAUACUCGAAGCAUACAUCAAAAUUCAUGGCGAAGGAAAAUGGAGAAACGUUGCCAAAAGAGCGGGGCUUAAGAGAUGUGGGAAGAGUUGUCGGCUAAGGUGGUUGAAUUAUCUGAGACCUGGUAUUAAGCGAGGCAACAUAACCAAUGAUGAAGAGGAGCUUAUUAUCAGGCUUCACAAACUCUUGGGAAACAGAUGGUCUUUGAUUGCUGGGCGGCUUCCUGGACGAACAGACAAUGAAAUCAAGAAUUACUGGAACACCAACAUUGGAAAGAAAAUACUCUUAGGGCGCCCCAACCCCACCAAAGCGUCAGCUAUAGUCGAGCUACCAAAAGCAAAUACAAGCGCUUCGUGUACUGUGAUACGUACAAGGGCAACAAGGUGCCCCAAAGUUGUCCUGAUGAAUACCUCGGGGCCACAGGAACCUCAUGAUCAUCAUCAACAGCAGCUUGACGCCAAGCCAGUCGUCGUUGAAAGUUCCUCCUUAGUUCAUGAUGAGAAUCACGGCACAGUUGAUUUUUCAAAAUACAAUUUGGAAGAAAAUAAUCUGUCAAACUUCACGAUAGAUUUUGAGAUUGACAAAAGUUUUCUGUCAGAGAUCGAUUUUGAUCUGAUGAACACUGAUUUCUCGAAGCUAUCUUGCUUUGAAAACAAUAACAAUAAUGAGGUUGGUAGCAGUACUACCUGUGAUACAGACCAUUCUUCACCAGCAUUUAUUGAUCAUGCCCUCUUGGUUUCUAAAGAAACAGAACUGCAUGGGUCGGAGGAUUUUCAACUUAUGGCUCCUCUGACUGUGUCUGAGUACUUCGACUGGCUCUUUGUUUCUGAAGAUACAUUGCACGGCUCCGAGGAAAAUUCUGAUGAUCAGUCUAAGUACCCUACUUUGAGUGCUCCCAAAGAUCGAUGCUUCUAAUUGCACAUGAUUACGAUGCGGUAAAUAUGUCGGAAUUAUCUCAUAAAUUAGAGCAUGCAGAACUAGUACUAGUACUUGUUGUGUGUCCAAAAUAAGUAAAUCCCCGAACGUGCAUUGCACUCAAUUCCGGAAGUACUCCUACAAGGAUUAAGGAACUCAGUCGGAAAUGCAUAUUAAUUAAUAUUAAUAAUGGUUCGGGCUGUCUCUAUUUUAAAUUCUACUAGAGCGGUACUACACAUGUAUUCUAUAGUAAAUGUGGAAAAUAUUCCAUGAGUACUGGAACGAUCAUGAUGACAAGCUGGCCGUGAAGAAAAAUAUUACUUGAUCAUGAUGUUGAAAUUAGGAUCCAUUUAAUUUUCAUCAUUAUUA
Carya illinoinensis is the source of this 1430-nucleotide messenger RNA. RefSeq names its product transcription factor MYB1-like. The transcript has 3 exons. Bases 78 to 1061 code for a protein of 327 amino acids. NCBI's taxonomy places the organism in Eukaryota, Viridiplantae, Streptophyta, Magnoliopsida, Fagales, Juglandaceae. The record is from RefSeq and is a predicted model, not a curated record.